This is a messenger RNA of Oncorhynchus nerka (sockeye salmon), 5142 nucleotides long. RefSeq names its product SPNS lysolipid transporter 3, sphingosine-1-phosphate (putative) (gene spns3). Gene Ontology annotation, cellular component: membrane. The record is from RefSeq and is a predicted model, not a curated record. Bases 417 to 1955 code for a protein of 512 amino acids. Gene Ontology annotation, molecular function: transmembrane transporter activity. Lineage: Eukaryota; Metazoa; Chordata; Actinopteri; Salmoniformes; Salmonidae. The transcript has 16 exons. Gene Ontology annotation, biological process: transmembrane transport.
CGUUUUAAUGAAAAAUAUGGAUUACAGCAAACAAAUUAAGGCACACCGCUACGGAUUUUCAACAGGUGUACACGGUUUGAUCCUCCAUACAUCAGGACCACAACCAUGGAUUCCAUUCCGAUGACCACACUGAUUUAAUCUGCAAUAAUAACUUUAAAAUAGCCCAGGAUAGGAGUACCCAGAAAUGUAGUGCAUCUAUUUUCACCAGUAGAUGGAGAAGAAGAUACCGGUCAGUGAUCAUAUCUCCAAAACAAGCUUGGCAUAUUACCGUUUGAGCCUGAGGAGGAUUUCCUGCAUGCUCUCCGUCUCUGUCUCAGCUUUGGAGACAACACACUGUGACUUCCCAUCAUCAUCUAGAAACAACAUGUUCAAGAUUUCAAGACUUCAUUAACCAAAAUAUCUCAGUGUUGGGAGACAUGGAGACGAAUGGGUCAGUGAUGUCUCUGAAGGAUGAAGAGAAGACUCGUCUGAGUUCAGUUUCCAAUGAAACUUCCACACGCUACGGUUCCAUAGCUGACAGCCUUCCUACUGAUGAACCAUCCACAGUGGAGACAACAGUCCUCUCUCCACGACGCUCCUAUAUAGCAGUAGCUGUGCUCUGUUAUGUCAACUUAAUCAAUUACAUGGACCGAUACACAAUCGCAGGGGUCCUUCUCAGUAUCCAGAAGUUCUUUGAUAUAACUGACAGCACGUCUGGACUACUACAGACAGUUUUCAUCUGCAGUUUCAUUAUUUUGGCUCCAAUCUUUGGGUACCUUGGCGACCGCUACAACAGGAAGUUCAUCAUGAUUGGCGGGCUGAGUGUGUGGGUGGUGAUGACCCUGAGCAGCUCUUUUGUCACAGAAUCGUAUUUCUGGCUGCUGGUGCUGUUGAGAGCCCUGGUGGGGACAGGAGAGGCCAGCUACUCCACCAUCGCCCCUACCAUCAUAGGAGACCUGUUCUCUGGAGCCAAGAGGACCGUCAUGAUCUCUGCCUUCUACAUCUUCAUCCCUGUUGGAAGUGGUCUGGGAUACAUAAUAGGAUCCUCUGUUGCCAAUGCCACUGGAGACUGGCGUUGGGCCUUACGGCUCAAUCCCAUCCUGGGUUCCCUGGGUCUGCUCCUGCUGGCUGUGUUUUGCCCCAACCCCCCACGAGGGGCCUCUGACGGCCAUGGAGGAAGUACCAUAGAGCACACCUCUUACCUGGAGGACGUCAAGUAUCUUCUGAAGAAUAAGAGUUUUGUGUGGUCAUCACUGGGAGUUACUGCCAUGGCUUUUCUGACUGGAGCUCUGGCCUUCUGGACACCCAUCUUCCUGAGCCGAGCUCAGGUCGCUCAGGGCAUCCAGCCACCCUGCAACACUGAACCCUGCGACACCUCCGACAGUUACAUCUUUGGGGUCGUGACGGUGGUGACGGGUAUUUUGGGUGUUUCGUUGGGCAGCACCAUCUCCAGGAAACUGAGGGACAGGGUGCCCAACGCAGACCCCCUCAUCUGUGCUGUGGGCAUGCUCAGCUCCGCCCCCUGCUUCUUCGCCGCCAUCGUACUGGCGUCUACAAGCAUCCCUGCCACUUAUGUGUUCAUAGGCAUUGGGGAGACUCUAUUGUCACUGAACUGGGCCGUUCUAGCUGAUAUCCUACUGUAUGUGGUGGUGCCAACCAGGAGAGCUACAGCUGAAGCUCUGCAAAUCAUGGUCUGUCAUCUCCUAGGAGAUGCCGGAAGCCCUUACCUGCUAGGAUCUAUCUCAGACGCUCUGCGUACAUACCAGCCUGACUCUCAUACGUGGAGUUUCCGUAGUCUGGAGUACAGUUUCCUGCUGUGCCCUUUCGUAGGGGUCCUGGGUGGGCUCUUCUUCCUCAUGACAGCCCUCUACAUCACAAAGGAUAGGAAGAAUGCAGAGCUACUCACUGCAGGGGUGUGUGAUCCAGUAGAUCCUCCUACUCGGUUUAGUGCCAUGGCAGGCUCCACAGAUUGCUGAGGUGAAACUGGGAUCCUUGGAGGACACUCGGGCUAGAGGAAGAUAUGUUAGGUUAGAUGUUGUUUGGUAUGUGACCAAACUGAGAGUUGGGGUGAUUGUCUGUAGUACCCCAGACCACUCUAUAUGAGAAAAUAAUGCAACUGGUAAAACGGAUUCCAAAGCUGCACACUGAUCCAAAGAAAAUGAGUUUGUGGUCCAUCAUACACAGAACUGUUGUUAAAUGAUGUGCCUUUUAUUGCAAAAAAUGUACACCCGUUUUAUAAUUACUGUCUUUUUGUCUGACCACAUCAAUGUUUUUAUCUCACACAACCUUAAUUGGGGUGGCAGGUAGCCUAGUGCUUAGAGCGUUGGGACAGUAAUUGAAAUGUUGCUAGAUCGAAUCCCCGAGCUGGUAAAGAUAAAAGGUCAAAAUCGGUUGUUCUGCCCCAUGAACAAGGCAGUUAAUCCACUGUUCACCGGUAGACCGUCAUUUUAAGUAAGAAUUUGUUCGUAACGGACUUGCCUAGUUAAAUAAAGGUUACAUUUUUUUUAAAUCUAAAAAAUAGUCCUUGUAAGUGUCCUAAACCAUACCUGCCCCUGAACAACUGAAUUUUCUGGGGAACAAACCAGCAACAAUUGAAAAAACAACAACAUUUAAGUCCAGCGGAUGAAUCUGUCAACCCGUCCAUUUUGUUAGGACGUUCCAGAUUGACCUCUCCCUCCCCAGGUCCAAGCGUCCCUCUUCCACCCAGCAGCCAGCUGCUUCUUGCUAAUGAGGACGGUAGGGGCUGUAGCAGGAGGUCCUGGGUUUAAAAUGGAGGCUUCUCCACUCCACCUCACAGUGUGCAAGGGAAUCCCCUGCCAAUUCUCACUUUUUUUUCUAGCUUGGUCAAUCCACCUAUUAAAAUAACUGCAAAAUGAUUAGAAUAAUGACCAUGUGGCAAGAAAUGUGGAGUUUAGUUGCUGUUGAGUAUAUGUACACUGAACAAAAAUAUAAAAGCAACAUGCAAAGAUUGAAAAGAUUUUACUAAGUUACUUAUAAGGAAAUCGGUAAAUUGAAAUAAAUGAAUUAGGCAGUAAUCUAUGUAUUUCACAUGACUGGGAAGGGGUGCAGCCAUGGGUGGGCCUUGGAGGGCAUAGGCCCACCCACUUGGCAGCCAGGCCCACCCACUGGGAAGCUAGGCCCAGCCAAUCAGAAUGAGUUUUUCCCAACACAAGGGAUUUAUUAUUACAGACAGAAAUACACCAUGUUUUCCCCAGCACAAGGUGCACCUGUGUACUGCUCAUUCUGUUUAAUCAGCUUCUUGGUAUGCCACAUACAUUUUUCUGAGAGUUUAACAGAGAAACUUUUAAAUAUGCCUAUGAAUCUUGCAGGAUGUGAAUAUAGUCUACCAUUAGGAAUGCUGCUUGUGCUCGAAGCAGAAAUUAGGUACAUGUAUUGUCUGUCCUGACAGUACGCUGGCAUUACUGGCUGUGUGGAGACUGAAUGGGGUUUUAAUAUCCCUGUGUUCUGGGCUCUAGCUAGUAAUGAGCUUGGUACCCUCCCAUCACCUGACUAAUAAGCAGAGCUGGUAAGAGGUCAUCUAUCUCUAUAAACAUUCAAGAUGCUGUUAUCCCACCUGCUCUCCUCAUAAUGGUACUGUUCCUAAACAACCAUAACCAUAACCAUGGAUUAAAACGAUAAAGUAUUCAAUGACGCCACCUGGUGCCCGAAUAGCAAUUUACAGUAGAUCUCACAGGGGAAGAGCUGUCCACAUAACAGUUGAAGUCAGAAGUUUACAUACACCUUAGCCAAAUAUACAUUUAAACUCAGAUUUUCCACAAUUCCUGACAUUUAAUCCUAGUAAAAAUUCCCUGUCUUAGGUCAGUUAGGAUCACCACUUUAUUUUAAGAAUGUGAAAUGUCAAAAAUAAUGGUAGAGAGAAUGAUUUAUUUCAGCUUUUCUUUCAUCUCAUUCCCAGUGGGUCAGAAGUUUACAUACACUCAAUUAGUAUUUGGUAGCAUUGCCUUUAAAUUGUUUAACUUGGGUCAAAUGUUUCAGGUAGCCUUCCACACGCUUCCCACAAUAAGUUGGGUGAAUUUUGUCCCAUUCCUCCUGACAGAACUGGUGUAACUGAGUCAGGUUUGUAGGCCUCCUUGCCUGCACACGCUUUUUCAGUUCUGCCCACAAAUUUUCUAUAGGAUUGAGGUCAGGGCUUUGUGAUGGCCUCUCCAAUACCUUGACUUUGUUGUCGGUAAGCUAUUUUGUCACAACUUUGGAAGUAUGCUUGGGGUCAUUGUCCAUUUGGAAGAGCCAUUUGCGACCAAGAUUUAACUUCCUGACUGAUGUCUUAAGACGUUGCUUCAAUAUAUCCACAUAAUUUUCUGUCCUCAUGAUGCCAUCUAUUUUGUGAAGUGCACCAGUCCCUCCUGCAGCAAAGCAUCCCCACAACAUGAUGCUGCCAACCCUGUGCUUCACAGUUGGGAUGGUGUCUUCAGCUUGCAAGCAUCCCCCUUUUUACUACAAACAUAGCGAAGGUCAUUAUGGCCAAACAGUUCUAUUUUUGUUUCAUCAGGCCAGAGGACAUUUCUCCAAAAAGUACAAUCUUUGUCCCCAUGUGCAGUUGCAAACCGUAGUCUGACUUUUUUUUAUGGCAGUUUUGGAGCAGUGGCUUCUUCCUUGCUGAGUGGCUUUUCAGGUUAUGUCGAUAUAGGACUCGUUUAACUGUGGAUAUAGAUACUUUUUCACCUGUUUCCUCCAGCAUCUUCACAGGCUUAAUUGCUGUUGUUCUGGGAUUGAUUUGCACUUUUCGCACCAAAGUACGUUCAUCUCUAGGAGACAGAACCCGUCUCCUUCCUGAGCAGUAUGAAGGCUGCGUGGUCCCAUGUUAUUUAUACUUGUGUACUAUUGUUUGUACAGAUGAAUGUGGUACCUUCAGGUGUUUGGAAAUUGCUCUCAAGGAUGAAACAGACUUGUGGAGGUCUAAAAUCCGAGGCGAGCGUUCAUAAUAUGAACACUUUUUGAACUCUCUCUUUGGAGGGUAACUAGGUGGGCGGGCAUGGUUGGGCUGUGUUUUCUCUGAACUAUGAAUUAGUAUGUACUAGUUUCAAUUAAUUUUGUAAUGUCUCAUUGGUAGGAUGGUGAAUGCACCAAUUUGUAAGUCGCUCUGGAUAAGAGCGUCUGCUAAAUGACUUAAAUGUAAAUGUAAAUGUAAAAUGAUGUUUCUUA